Molecule: messenger RNA, 941 nt
Organism: Asterias rubens (European starfish)
Lineage: Eukaryota; Metazoa; Echinodermata; Asteroidea; Forcipulatida; Asteriidae
Product: major centromere autoantigen B-like
Exons: 2
Coding region: 101-844 (247 amino acids)
Cellular component (GO): nucleus
Molecular function (GO): DNA binding
Source: RefSeq, a predicted model, not a curated record
UUGUCAAUGAAUGCGGUCGCCGCUCGAUCGUAUAGUAGAAAACCGGACACGCUUCGAUCAUUUUAAGUUUGAAUGAUUUUUCAACUGAGUGAUUGUCAAAAUGUGUGAAACUACAACAUUGGCAAACGGAAUCAAACGGCUGUCGUUGAGUCUUGAAAAAAAAUUGGAAAUUAUCAAGGCCGUGGAGGAGCACCCAGAAAUCAAAAAGUCCGAACUGGCUCGGCAGUUUGGACUUGCCUCCAGUACCCUAUGGACUAUACUGAAGAAGCGAAAGGAGAUCGUCAAAUGCAGCAAGUCUUACGAACACUCAUGUAAACGCAUGCGCCUAUCUAUCCACAGCGACAUUGAAAAGUCCAUGCUGUUGUGGAUGCAGAAGACGUUGGCGAAGAAACUUCCAGUGACCAGUGUCACAAUCCGUGCAAAGGCCAGGGAGCUGGCGAUGGAGUUGGGUCGCAACAACUUCAAGGCAAGCUGGGGAUGGUUGUGUCGCUUCCGGAAGCGUCACCAAGUACUUAUUACCCAGCACCUCCAACCUAUGGGAACCAAGACACUUGCAAAGGAUUCCAGAGUGAAGGCGAAGCAUAAUUCACCCGCCCAAAAGGAACGGGGUGAGGAGCCCGCAGUGGAACUUUCAAUGGAUGAGUCAUAUGAAGAUGCGAUGAUGCAUCAUUCUCCAUCGACCAACGAGGCAUUCCACUUUCUUGCCCGUCUUCAGGACUUCUUCAACAACAGGGAGGAGUCGAGUAAUGAAGAUUUUCUGCGAAUUGCUGGACUGGAGGCAAGCUUAGUUCAGUGUGGCAAAAAUGACCAACAAAGCAAGAUUACAGACUAUUUUCAUCCUUGAAACAUUUAUUUUAAGUACUUUGGAUUUCAUUGGAAUUACACUUUGGUCCAGUAAAUGUUUGAAGCACAAUGGUCAUGCUUUUGAAUUGCACUCAAUA